AUUUGGAGAGAGGGUGCCAGAUUUCAACAUAAAGGGCGAGGAUUCUUCCAUGGAAAGAGAUCAUUAGUCGUGCAAACGAACCUGGAGUUGCAACAGAACCAAACAUCAUUCGACUACUUAGCAAAGUCUACCAGUUGUACUACCUCCAAAAUGAAGGCCUUCAUUUCCCUUUUCGCUUUUCUCUCCAUGCUUUCACUCUCAACGGGCCUUGCACCAAAUUAUAUUUCCCGGUCACCCAGGCCAGCACCCGCCCCAGUGCCGGGAAUUUGGGACGAUUUCCUGGACUUCCUCUCCGAUGUUGUUGAUGUUUCGAGCGAGGCUGGGAAAGCCAUAUGGGUUGAGCUCGAUAAAGCUGAGCAGAAGUUGCUCGAAGAGGAUGAUGGCCUCGUGAUUGACGGAUGCCACGUCGUGAGAUGCGGAGUUGAGCUCGGCUUCACGUCUGCCAAGUGCCUCAUUGACGUUGUGGGUACAAAGGGCAUAGGCCAGAUUGGCAAAAAGGACAAGCUUGGCUGCUUAUAUGAGGUCGCUAAGACGAUCGAUGAUAUUCAGAGUCAUGAACUUUGCGAUCACUGUUGGGAAGCCAUCGAGAACAACGUCCUACCACCGUAAGAACCUGCCUGUGUGAUGGAUAUUCAAGCUAAGGGUCUGGAAAAUGAAUUCAAGGAGGUGUGAAGAGACUUUGCCACGAGACGGGGACAGGUUGAUGCAGACCUGGCGUCACAGAGAUAGUGUAGGAAAUGACCAGGGAUUUCAAAGUGUGAUUUGGUAGGGAUUGUCCGAUCGAGAGUGGUAAUUUCUGAUAUGGUUAUCAAGAGGUCUAGAAAAUCAAAAAAAAUAGUUCACCACCGGUGUAGCUAUAUCCCUUAGUGCUCAUGCUGGGAAUCGAAGUCGGAGCCUGCCGUCGAGUGUAUAUUGAUUCUUGGACCUUUAACCCUCCCACUACCUUGCCAGUCUAACCUGGCCCCCUGACCUUGGGAGCCGCCUCCUGGCUGGUGACAAGAAUAGAAUUGCCGGGACCUCCAUGG
Molecule: messenger RNA, 1025 nt
Organism: Colletotrichum phormii
Lineage: Eukaryota; Fungi; Ascomycota; Sordariomycetes; Glomerellales; Glomerellaceae
Exons: 2
Coding region: 151-609 (152 amino acids)
Source: RefSeq, a predicted model, not a curated record